AUGCCGCCAAAACCAAGAGGACGGGGAAGCACCCGCGCUCGCGGAAGUGGAAGAGGGGGAGUCGCAGCAGGACGAGCUACCACUGACACGAGUGAAUCCACGGAUGCGAUCCCACAAAGCACAGCUCCCGCUGACGCCUCGGAAGCUCCCACUGAGCCCGUAGUACCAAAGCAAGAAGAUGGCGAUGCGAAGCCAGUCAUUAUUGGUCAAGGCCCAUUGGCGACUGCAGAGCCACAGGCUUCCGAGGCGCCUUCAGCGACUGUAUCUGCUGUCGCAUCACCUCAGCCUGACGCAGAACCAACAGCUCGCGCUCCAGUACAAAGGCUCGGAAGUCUUCAAGGCUCUGUACCUCCUUCACGAUCAGCAUCACCGUCUGUACGCGGCCGCGGCGGUACAACUCGAGGCAAGAGGGGCGUCAAGACCCCCGCCUUCACAGGAAGAAGGAGCAAAGAAGAGCGAGACGCUAUUGCAAAAGAAUUGGCAGCUCGCGACCGAGAAAGGACAAAAGAGCAGGUUGCUGCGGACAAGAGAAGGGAAGCGGAGGCGGCAAAGGCAGCAAGGCGAGAGGCCAGCAAGCUGAAAAAUGCCAGAGGUGGUUUCAGUGGAGUCGCGAGUGGACCCUUCUCCUUAGGUAGCUCUAAAGAAGACAGGAAGAACAGCUCAAAUCGCGGUUUCUCUGGCUUCGGAUCUGGAUCUGGCUCUCGAGCAGAGCGCGUCAAGAACGAGGACGGCAGUUACGGAGGGUCUGGUUCCCGGUCAGGCGGAGGUGGAGGUGGAGGAAGCGGAGGAGGGUCAUCGAUCAAGAGAGAAGAUGGUGGGCUUGUGUCAUCUGAUGACGAAGACCUGGCCGACAUACCGCGUAGGGAUAUCGAUCUGAUCGAAAUCUCCUCAGACGAAGACGAGACUAAAGCGAAAAGUGCGCCUUCACAACGCGGGCCGCGAACAGCUUUACCCGUUCGCAUUGGCAGAAAAGAACACCAGGAGCGGACUAUCGGUAUCAACACAGAGGCAAGCUCGGAAACUUCAGCAAAAAUACUGGAACAAGCGGAAUCGAGCGGCCAGUCACCAAAAAAUGUUGCGUCUGAGCAAACAAGCCGGAAACCAAAGAACAAGUCAAAGGAUGUAGAAAUCACGGGUUCGCGGAAACAGUUCAAGGGCGUAUGGCAUGACUCAGAAGACUCGGAUGUUGUUGUCAAAACCGAGCCUACGAGCGAAGACGAGAACAUGGUCGAUGCUGAGCAGGUAGGCCUGUCCGAUGCUCCUGCUCAGUCCUCAGAAAAACAAGAACCGUCGUCACCAAAUGCCGAGCGGAAGCCAAAACUUAAGAAGAAGAGUAUAGCAGAACCAGUGCUCCAGACUGACGAAGAUCGCGCCGAAUGGGCACGUUUUCAAUCGAACCUACGCCAUAUCCGAGCCGAGUUGGGUCCAGAGGAGAUACCACAAGUCGAUGGAUCCGGCGACAUACCGAUGACAGACGCAGCUAACACAGAGAAGAAGCCUACAGUGCGAGACAACAACGUCUAUCUGUUCCAAAUACCGCCCCUUAUGCCAGCAGUAGAGCCACCAUCCAUCAAGAAAGAAGCACCAGAUCCUCAGUCUGCAUCCCUACCUACGCAGCCAUCAGCUAAAACGGAUCCAAAGAUCAAAGUCGAGGAAGGCAGCUUUUCCGAUCCCUCUGCUAGGCCCAAAGAAGGUGUUCGAUUUGGGAGUGGAUUGGUUGGAAAGUUGCGGGUACACGAAUCUGGCCGCACAACGCUGGACUGGGGCGGCACGAGCUACGAACUCACGCCUGGCAACAAGGCCAGUUUCCUACAGGAAGUUGCUAGCCUUAAUAUGCGCCCCGAGAAUGAGAGAGCUGCGCCGGAGGACGCAGGUGAAGCAAUCAGUCUUGGUAGAGUGAAGGGCAAAUUCGUCGUGGUGCCAAACUGGGGCGAGAUGCUCGGCUGA
This is a messenger RNA of Alternaria arborescens, 1947 nucleotides long. RefSeq lists its product as hypothetical. Gene Ontology annotation, biological process: transcription by RNA polymerase III. Bases 1 to 1947 code for a protein of 648 amino acids. Gene Ontology annotation, cellular component: RNA polymerase III complex. The record is from RefSeq and is a predicted model, not a curated record. Lineage: Eukaryota; Fungi; Ascomycota; Dothideomycetes; Pleosporales; Pleosporaceae. Gene Ontology annotation, molecular function: DNA binding. The transcript is spliced from 3 exons.